UUGUUUUUUCCCACUCGCGGACGAAUUUAGAGUUUGCGUCGGGAUAAUUCGGAGCUCUGCCUCUGAGCUGCGGAGAUGGUGUGCGGGCUUUUAGAAGGGAAGCGCAGCUUGGUCAUUGUAGUGUAGAGUCGAGACCGUGGAAUUGCCCUGAUCCAUCUGGAAGCGAGGGCGUGCGGAGGCGGCGAGCUUCGGUGUGACUGCGUCUGCCCAAUCCAUCGGAGGGGCUUGAGCAGUGUUUUGCAGCUCAAAGGAUGUGUGAGCUGCUUGGAGUUAUGGAGCUUUUGCCUCUUGUUACCUGGUCUAUAAUAUAUAUUACCGCCGAUUCAGUGGCACUGGAAUUUUUUAUGACUCAACAGCCUGCUCCAGUAAUGGACUUGGAAGCGGUGCCGCCGCUGCGCCCCAAGUGCUCGGAUUGCAUCUAGCUUUCACCUUUGACGUAAUCACUCUCUUCGGAGAUGAACGGCGAAUACUCACACGGAUGUCAAAUAGAAUAUGGAUGGUUCCUUGUCGAAGCAGAUACUGGAAGCAGUCAGGUUUAAGGAAAUUUACGAGAGGGAUAUGCCGCAGCAUUGCUUUUUGUGUACAUCACACGGAUUGGAAAUUAUUGGUUAACAAUUCACUAUUUAUGUGAAAGGUUUUCCCUAUUACAUACCACCAGCAAAGUAUGGAGCGGUACAAGGUUAUGAGGCAGUUGGGCGAUGGGACGUAUGGAAGUGUCUGGAAAGCAGUUAAUAAUGCCACUAACGAGGUCGUGGCGAUCAAGAAGAUGAAGAGGAAAUUUUACUCAUGGGAUGAAUGCAUGAAUCUAAGAGAAGUGAAGUCUUUGCGGAAGCUGAAUCAUCCUAACAUCGUGAAGCUGAAGGAGGUUAUCCGUGAAAACGAUGAACUGUUUUUCGUUUUUGAGUAUAUGGAAUACAAUCUUUACCAGCUUAUUAAAGAUAAUGAUAAGCCUUUUUCCGAAGCCAAAGUACGAAAUUGGGCUUUUCAAAUUUUGUAUGCUUUAGAGUACAUGCACAAGCAUGGAUAUUUUCACAGGGACCUGAAACCAGAAAAUCUCCUGGUCACGAACGAUGUGAUCAAGGUAGCUGAUUUUGGCCUCGCGAGGGAAGUGCUUUCGUGUCCACCGUAUACCGAUUACGUCUCUACUCGUUGGUAUCGGGCACCUGAAGUGCUCUUGCAGUCGCCGACUUAUUGUGCGGCUAUAGAUGUGUGGGCAGUGGGAGCAAUAAUGGCUGAACUUUUCACCCUUCGUCCACUUUUCCCUGGUGCAAGUGAGGUAGACGAAAUAUAUAGAAUCUGUGCCGUUAUUGGGUCUCCUAGCCACUAUACAUGGUCGGAUGGAAUGAAGCUAGCAGCUUCUUUGAACUUUCAGUUUCCUCAGCUCUCAUCAACGCAGUUAUCUCAACUGAUUCCGACUGCCAGCUCAGAAGCCAUCAACUUGAUAUCUGCCAUGUGCGUCUGGGAUCCCCAUAAAAGACCGACGGCUUCUCAGGCAUUGCAGCAUCCAUUCUUUCAAGUUCAUAAGCGUAUACCGUCAUCAAUCCCUGGAUGCGAAUUUGUGCAACCAAGAGCCUUCGUGCCUACUGUGGUCAAGGCAAACUAUUUGGUGAAUAAGGAAAUAGAGGGCCGAGCAAGAGUAAAGCGUGAAAAUUCUGUCUGGACAAAGCAGCAUGGGAAUCCUAUCUCAAUGGGUAAAGUGAGGCCAGGUGUUAAUCGAUCGUCUAUCAGUCCAGCUGUCCCGCCAUUAAAUCAUGGCCGAGAUUCAGUGAUACCUGCUACAAACCCUUCCAUACCAGGUCUUCCAUCUCGGUCUCACAUGAAAACUUCUGUCGUACCCUCCAUUCCCACUUAUACCAGAUCUCAGAUGUCGACUGGAGAAACCUACCCGCAGGCUUUUCAUGCAUACCCUGCUGUAUCUGCAAACCACAGACGAGGUUAUAAUAUCCGAAAUUCCUACAAAAUGACAGUUGCGUAACGCUGAAAUCCCCGAAGAUUCAUAGACUUCCUUACUGCGAGAUUGUCACUAUUAGAGUAUUGUCAGUCUGCAGUUGGUUUACGUGGAUCAGGCGUACUAUGGAUAAGAAGGUUGUAGAAUGGUUUUGAAGAGUUGGAUAAAUAUUUGACCUCACCUCAAAAUCCUUGAAUAUUGAACCGAGCGACUUAGUGUUGAAUGUAGUACUUUCAGAUUUGAGUUACAUGACAUCAGUUGAGUGCUAGUAGACGAGGUACUAUGUUAUAAUUAUCAGUUGGCAGGCUUGUAGCUUGUUGAUUUCGUGGGGUACAAUGUUGGAAGCUAUAGAAUGCCGGAAGGAUUUUGAAGGUUCUUUUCCCAUGCUGUCUUAUACUGCGAAUACUUUGUUCUUCACAAAUUUGACUAGAGCUAUCCACGUCUUGAUUUUCUUAGGUCGAUAGGGAUGUCCAAGAAAUCAUUGUAAUGUUAAGCAUGCCUCAGUAAGCGAGAAUACUUGAGUCUACAGCUGUAUACAGUCAAUAAGUUGUUUUAACUGAUUUGACUGGCGUGCAUGUCUUCUACAGCGGAAAUGCACGUGCACCAUUAGACCUGCUGAUUGUGUCAUGGCGAAUAGUAAACCGCUAUUUAGCGUC
This is a messenger RNA of Physcomitrium patens, 2604 nucleotides long. Its product is annotated as cyclin-dependent kinase F-4. Gene Ontology annotation, molecular function: protein kinase activity; ATP binding. Gene Ontology annotation, biological process: protein phosphorylation. The record is from RefSeq and is a predicted model, not a curated record. Lineage: Eukaryota; Viridiplantae; Streptophyta; Bryopsida; Funariales; Funariaceae.